UGAACGCGGCUAAGAAGCUGGUGCCCGGAGUGUGUGUGUGAGGGAGUGAGUGGGAUCCCCCCGGUCUGUGAGUGUCCGGCGGAGCCGCGGGUUCGCCUCCUCCGUGCGGACGCGCUCGUGCACUGCCCGGAUUAAACUUGAGCUGAAAUUAAAACACAAAGGAAGGAAAGCGGCGAGAGAUAGAGGACAAGAAGGUGGAAGACGGGACGCGGACACUGAGAGAGUAAGGAUCGGGAGGAAUAAAGAUAAAAGGUGGAGUGUGGGAAAGCGUAAACUCCAGCCAUUGAGAUCUUCCCCCUCCUCCCCUGCAGCCCGGAGAGGAGGGAAGGGGGGAGAGGGAGAUAAGUGUCCCUAUCCUGGGAUCUGCUCAUCACACAAUAGGAGCCCCGGAUCCGGCACCCUGAAGGGGAAUAAAGAUCCUCCCAGACACUACAUGGUCCAGAAGAAUUAAGAAAACAUGGAAUGACAUGAGAGAUUAGCUAAGGAUUAACAGCUCUGAGAACAAACACCUCAGAGAGGUGAAGCACAAUCUGACACUCGUGGCUCCAAAAGAGCUGUGUGCAGAAAACAAAAUGGCGGAUCCUGGUAUGAUGAGUUUAUUUGGAGAAGAUGGGAAUAUUUUUAGUGAGGGUUUAGAAGGUCUUGGCGAAUGUGGUUACCCUGAAAAUUCAGUGAAUUCACUGGCACAACAAAUGCCAAUUGAUCAGGGAUUUGGUUCUUUGCAGUCCCCGCUCCACCAUAACACAAGCAAUCAGAAUCAAACAAAGCUCACCCACUUUGAUCACUAUAACCAAUAUGAGCCACAAAAAAUGCACAUGAUGGAACAGCCUAAUAGAUUGAUGACCAACACUCCUGGAAACGGUAUUGCCUCUCCACAUUCUCAGUAUCACAACACGCCUGUUCCUCAGGUCCCCCAUGCUGGAGGCCAAAUGGGGGUCUACCCUGGCAUGCAAAAUGACAGACAUGGGUCACAGUUUGUGGAUGGUGGCUCAAUGUGGGCGCCCAGGGCUGUACAAGUGCCAGAUCAGAUAAGACCAACUUACCAGCAGCAACAGCAGCAGCAGUCGCAGCAGCCACCAACCCCUUCUGGACCUCAAGGUCCCCCUCACCCUCAGCACGUUCAACAGAUGGGAAAUUACAUGGUUCGGGGAGAUUUUUCAAUGCAACAGCAUGGCCCACUACAGUCUCAAAGGAUAAAUCAAUUUUCACAAGGACAAGAGGGUAUAAAUCAGGGAAAUAUGUUCCUUGGUGGUGCCGGACCUGGUCACAUGCCUCAUGUUCCCCAGCAAAAUCCAAACAUGGGUCCUUCAUUGCGUCAUGCAGUUCAGCAGUUUCAUCACCACCCUCCAAACACUCACCAUGGAGAAUCUGUUGCUCACAGUCCUCGAUUUUCUCCCAAUCCUACUCAGCAGGGUGCAGUUAGGCCACAGUCCCUUAAUUUUAAUUCUCGAAACCAGACUGUACCUUCACCUACGCUAAACAACUCAGGGCAGUAUUCCCGGUAUCCUUAUAGUAACCUUAAUCAGGGAAUGGUUAAUAAUACAGGAAUGAAUCAGAAUUUAGGCCUUACAAACAACACUCCAAUGACCCCUUCUGUACCUAGAUACCCAAAUGCUGUGGGGUUUCCAUCAAAUAGUAGUCAAGGACUGAUGCACCAGCAGCAACCCAUACAUGCUAGUGGCUCACUUAACCAAAUGAACCCACAAACUAUGCAUACUUCACAGCCUCAGGGAACCUAUGCCUCUCCACCUCCCAUGUCACCAUUAAAAGCAAUGAGUAAUCCAGCAGGUACCCCUCCACCACAGGUCCGGCCUGGCAGUGCUGGAAUUCCUAUGGAUGUUGGAAGUUACCCAAACAUGCCCCAUCCUUCGCCUCACCAGCCCCCCAGUGGCAUGGUUAUGGGACAAAGGAAUAUGGGUCCCAGAAACCUGCCACAGAACCAGACCUUCAUGGGUAUAUCUUCAACACCAAGAGAAAUGGGUGGGCACAUGAGACCAAAUGGCUGUCCUGGAGUUAGCCAUGCAGAUCCCCAGGCAAUGCAAGAUCGGUUGAUGUCUGGCCAGCAACAUCCCGGCCAUCCAUCUUUUCAGCAGCAAAUUGCAAACUGUCAGCCUCAUCCAUCUAUGCACCAUCAGACUUCACCACCCUCCCAUUCUCGUCAUCAGCCAUGGACGCAACUUCACCAGUCCCCCCAAAACACCCCACAGAAAGUGCCUGUCCAUCAGCAUUCCCCAUCAGAACCCUUCCUUGAUAACUCUGUGCCGGAUAUGACUCGGCUUAGUGGACCCAAUGCUCCGUUAAUGAAUACAGAAGACUUCCUGCCAUCCAUGCAGUCACAGCCUCCACAAAAGAAAAGGAAGAAAAAAAACAACCACAUAGCAGAAGACAAAGCCAGUAAAUGUUUUGACCAGGAUGGUAUGCCUAUCGAGAAUGCAGAGUUCUUAACAGACGGUGCACCAGAAGGGAAGAAGAAGAAAAAGCCGAAAGUUAAAAAAGAGCCUAAAGAGCCUAAAGAACCCAAGGAGCCAAAAGCACCUAAAGCAAAAAAAGAACCCAAGGAACCUAAGGAACCCAAGCCUCCAAAACAGCCUAAAACGCCCAAAGAGCCGAAAGAGAAAAAAGUGAAAACUACUACACCAAAAUCUAAGGCCAGCAAGAAGGCGAGCAAUAAGUCUGAUGCUGACGGUUCCGCUCAAAAGAAAAAAGUUCCCAAGGUGAAACCAGAAGGUGUUGAGGCUACGGACUUGGAUAAAACUCCUCUCCCAUCUCCACCUCCAGAAGAAGAGGAUGACUCUGGAAUACAGAAGAGACGCUCCAGCAGGCAAGUUAAAAGGAAACGCUAUACGGAGGAUCUGGAAUUUAAAAUAUCAGAUGAAGAACAUGAUGAUGCAGAUGCUACUGGAAGGGAUUCUCCUUCAAACACAUCUGAGCAGCAGGAGGCACUUGAUGCUGAAGGACCUGUUGUUGAGAAAAUCAUGAGCUGCCGAUUCACAAAGAAACCGCGGCUCUGUCAACCCCCCAUCUGUGAGAGUAUAGCAGUGACGUUGACUCCUGGUGCUCCUGAGGACCAGCCGGAAGAUGAUGGCGGCGCCUGCAAGGGACAAGUUCAGGUGGAGUCCGGUGAAGAAGUUGAAGUUGAAGAAUUUUAUGUGAAAUAUAAGAACUUCUCAUACUUGCAUUGUCAGUGGGCUACCUUAGAGGAAUUGGAGAAAGAUAAAAGGAUUCACCAAAAGAUAAAAAGGUUUCGGGCCAAGCAAGGACAAAACAAGUUCCUUUCGGAGAUUGAAGAUGAUCUCUUUAAUCCUGACUAUGUGGAAGUCGAUCGGCUACUGGAUGUCUCUGUCAGUGUGGAUGAAAAAGGAGAGCCGGUGAGUCAUUACUUGGUGAAGUGGUGCUCUCUACCAUAUGAAGACAGCACUUGGGAGCUUAAACAAGACUUGGAUCCAGCAAAGAUUGAAGAAUUUGAGAAACUCCAGAGCAGGGAGCCAAAAACAGAGCGCGUGGAGCGACCUCCCGCUGAUGAGUGGAAGAAAUCGGAGACUUCCAGGGAGUAUAAAAACAAUAACAGUCUCAGGGAAUACCAGUUGGAAGGAGUGAAUUGGCUGCUAUUCAACUGGUACAACGCGCGAAAUUGCAUUCUAGCAGAUGAAAUGGGUUUGGGGAAGACCAUCCAAUCCAUCACUUUUCUGUAUGAAAUCUUCCUAAAGGGCAUACAUGGCCCCUUUUUGGUUAUUGCCCCACUUUCAACUAUUCCAAACUGGGAGAGGGAGUUCCGCACUUGGACAGAGUUGAAUGUCGUCGUUUAUCAUGGAAGCCAAGCAAGUAGGAAAAUGAUACAACUUUACGAAAUGUACUUCAAAGAUCCACAGGGCCGAGCAAUAAAAGGUGCCUACAGGUUCCAUGCAAUUAUUACAACCUUUGAAAUGAUUCUGACGGAUUGCCCUGAGCUCAGGAACAUUCACUGGCGAUGCGUGAUUAUUGAUGAGGCUCAUCGACUGAAGAAUAGGAACUGCAAGCUUUUGGAAGGACUAAAGAUGAUGGAUUUGGAACACAAAGUGCUGCUAACGGGUACCCCUUUGCAAAACACUGUAGAGGAGCUUUUCAGCCUGCUGAAUUUCCUGGAGCCAGAUCGUUUCCCUUCAGAAAGCAAUUUCAUGCUAGAAUUUGGGGAUCUGAAAACUGAAGAACAGGUACAAAAACUGCAGGGCAUUCUUAAACCCAUGAUGCUAAGGCGUCUGAAAGAAGAUGUGGAGAAGAACCUUGCUCCAAAAGAAGAAACCAUUAUUGAAGUAGAGCUGACAAAUAUUCAGAAGAAAUACUACAGAGCCAUCCUUGAGAAAAACUUUACUUUUCUUUCCAAGGGUGGCGGAGGUGGGCAUGCAAAUGUCCCUAACCUACUUAACACUAUGAUGGAACUCCGGAAAUGCUGCAAUCAUCCUUAUCUUAUUAAUGGUGCUGAAGAGAAAAUUUUGGAAGAAUUUAAAGAAACUCACAACGUUAACCCUCCAGAUUUUCAGCUCCAGGCAAUGGUCCAUGCCGCUGGCAAACUUGUACUGAUUGACAAACUGCUGCCAAAACUGAAGGCUGGCGGACACAGGGUGCUUAUCUUCUCCCAGAUGGUGCGUUGCUUGGACAUACUGGAAGACUACCUCAUCCAACGAAGAUACCCAUAUGAACGAAUUGAUGGGAGAGUGAGAGGCAACCUUCGUCAGGCUGCCAUUGACCGAUUUUCCAAACCUGACUCGGAUCGGUUUGUUUUCCUGCUGUGUACAAGAGCAGGAGGUUUGGGCAUUAAUUUAACGGCUGCUGAUACUUGCAUUAUCUUUGAUUCUGACUGGAAUCCCCAGAAUGACCUUCAGGCUCAAGCACGAUGUCACCGUAUAGGACAGAGCAAGUCUGUGAAAAUUUACCGCCUGAUAACACGAAAUUCCUACGAAAGGGAAAUGUUUGAUAAAGCGAGCUUGAAACUUGGUCUGGACAAAGCAGUCUUGCAGUCAAUGAGUGGGAGAGACAAUGCUACCAAUGGGGUCCAACAACUGUCCAAAAAGGAAAUAGAAGAUCUUCUUCGAAAGGGUGCUUAUGGUGCAUUGAUGGAUGAAGAAGAUGAAGGCUCCAAGUUCUGCGAAGAAGAUAUCGAUCAAAUCCUUUCGAGGCGAACGCACACUAUAACAAUAGAAUCUGAAGGAAAAGGCUCCACUUUUGCAAAGGCCAGUUUUGUUGCAUCGGGGAACAGGACAGAUAUAUCCUUAGAUGACCCAAAUUUCUGGCAGAAGUGGGCAAAGAAAGCCGAACUCGAUCUUGAUGUAUUGAAUGGAAGGAAUACACUGGUAAUUGAUACGCCACGGAUAAGGAAACAGACCAGACUGUACAGUGCAGUAAAAGAGGAUGAACUAAUGGAGUUUUCUGAUCUGGAGAGUGAUUCGGAGGACAAACCAAACAUCAAACCACGUAGGCCUCAGGACAAAUCUCAAGGCUAUGCAAGGAGUGAAUGCUUUCGUGUUGAGAAAAAUCUACUGGUUUAUGGGUGGGGUAGGUGGACGGAUAUCCUUUCUCAUGGGCGUUUCAAACGACAACUUUCAGAGCAAGAUGUGGAGACCAUAUGUCGCACUAUUCUUGUCUAUUGUCUAAACCAUUACAGGGGGGAUGAAAACAUCAAGAGUUUCAUCUGGGAUCUGAUCACACCAACAGAAGAUGGUCAGACACGUGCUCUGGUCAACCAUUCAGGGCUCUCUGCACCUGUACCCAGGGGAAGGAAAGGCAAAAAGGUGAAGAGCCAGAAUGCACAGCCAGUGCUGAAGCAUGCUGACUGGCUACCUAGCUGCAACCCAGACACCUUGUUCCAAGAGGAUAGUUACAAAAAGCACCUUAAGCAUCAUUGUAACAAGGUCCUGCUGCGUGUCCGCAUGCUGUACUAUCUGAGGCAAGAAGUGAUAGGAGACCAAGCUGACAAAAUCUUGGAGGGUGCUGACUCAAGUGAAUUAGAUGUGUGGAUUCCUGAGCCAUUCCAUGCAGAAGUACCCACAGAUUGGUGGGACAACGAAGCAGAUAAAUCUCUUUUGGUUGGAGUCUUCAAACAUGGAUAUGAGAAGUACAAUUCGAUGAGAGCAGACCCAGCAUUGUGCUUCUUAGAGAGGGUUGGUAUGCCUGAUGCAAAAGCAAUUGCUGCUGAACAACGAGGAACCGAUAUGUUAGCAGAUGGCGGAGAUGGGGGUGACUAUGACAGAGAGGAUGAAGAUCCAGAAUACAAACCAACAAGGCUCCCAUUUAAAGAUGACAUUGAUGAAUAUGUGAACUCUCCUCUUGAGGACAAAGACGAAUGCCUGGAGUUGGAUGCUCGAGGAAAACAUGGUGAAGGAAGUAUGGAAUCAGGGCAGUUAUACUGGCCGAAUACUUCAGCUCUAACCACCCGCCUACGGCGCCUCAUAACUGCCUAUCAACGUAGCUACAAGAGGCAGCAAAUGAGGCAAGAAGCACAAAUGAAGACUGACCGUAGGAGGAGACGUCCUCGGGAAGAAGUACGAGCCUUGGAAGCUGAAAGGGAAGCAAUCAUAACUGAAAAACGCCAAAAAUGGACAAGGAGGGAGGAAGCAGACUUUUAUCGCGUUGUAUCUACAUUUGGAGUAAUUGUUGACACAGCAAAACAAAAGUUUGAUUGGAAUCAAUUUCGAGCUUAUGCGAGACUGGAUAAAAAAUCUGAUGAGAGUUUGGAAAAAUACUUCAACUGCUUUAUAGCCAUGUGCAGGAGAGUAUGUCAUAUGUCCACUAAGCCUGAUGAAGAUUUUUGUGAUCUUUCUUCAAUGAUUGAGCCUAUCACUGAGGAACGUGCUUCAAGAACACUUUACCGCAUUGAACUUCUUAGGAAAAUACGGGAACAGGUUCUUAAUCACCCUCAGUUAAAUGACCGGCUUAAACUGUGUCAGCCAAGCUUGGACCUACCUGAGUGGUGGGAGAGUGGAAAACAUGACAGAGACUUGCUCAUUGGAGCUGCAAAACAUGGAGUCAGUAGAACAGAUUACCACAUCCUCAAUGAUCCAGAAUUAUCCUUCCUAGAAGCGCACAGAAACUUUGCUCAAAAUAGGGGUUCUGCUCCACCAAGCAACAUACCCAUCCUUAUGCCACCAGGUUCUAGCUACAGUGACACACCACCUAUAAUGCCAUCUACUCCAAUCCAGGAUGACAAAGCAGGAGAGCAUGAAGAAGUAAAAUCUGAACAGGUCGAAGAUCUAGACAUUAAAGAAGAAACUGAAGUUAAAGAAGAAACAAUGGAUGCAGUUGAUGACAAAGUGAAACAGGAGUGUGACGCUGAGGAUCUUGUCAAAGAAGAAGUUAAGAAUGAAAUUAAGAAUGCUGAAAUGAUCCUAGAUCUAGAUCCAAAAUCCAUUUCUGAAAAGGGCUCAGAGGAAGAUGAGGAGAAGUUGGAUGAUGAUGACAAAUCUGAAGAAUCUUCACAAGCAGAAGUUGGUAUAGCCUCUCAAGAUAAGAACUUUGAUGAAGAAAGCAAUGCUUCUUUGAGCACAGCAAGGGAUGAAACUCGGGAUGGGUUCUAUCUCGAGGAUGGUGAUCCAUCUGGACUUCACAUGCUUCGUGAGAGGACAUUUUCCUUCUCUUUUUGGCCCAAGGAUCGUGUAAUGAUCAACCGCUUAGACAACAUCUGUGAAGCUAUACUGAAAGGAAAAUGGCCAGUAAACAGACGCCAGAUGUUUGAGUUCCCGGGGCUCCUCCCUGGGUACACACCAACUGCUGUGGAGAGCCCCCUGCCGAAAAGAAGCUUUGCUGAACUCUCCAUGGUGGCCCAGGGCAGUUUUAGUGGAAGUGAAGACCUCACUGCUUCACCACAACUUUCCCAGGAUACUACACUGAGCUUGUCUGUGCCACGUCAACGCAGAAGAAGGAGAAGGAAAAUUGAGGUUGAGGCAGAACGAGCUGCAAAAAGAAGGAAUUUGAUGGAGAUGGUGGCUCAGCUGAGAGGAUCUCAAAUAGGGUCUGAAAAUGGACAAGAAAAAGUUGUGGAUUUAUCAAAUGCCUCUAGAGAGGCAACAAGUUCUACCUCAAAUUUUGCAUCGCUCUCUACUAAGUUUAUUUUGCCUAAUUCCUCCACCCCUGUUUCUGAUGCCUUUAAAACUCAAAUGGAGCGACUACAGGCAGGUCUUUCUUGCACACCAAGGCAUCUGCUCAAUGGUUCAAUAAUUGAUGGUGAGCCUCCUAUGAAAAGGAGACGAGGGAGAAGGAAAAAUGUAGAAGGACUUGACCUUUUGUUUAUGAGCAACAAAAGGACAUCGUUGUCUGCGGACGAUGCUGAUGUGACCAAAGCAUAUGAUGAAGACAUGGACACUCCACCAAACAGAAACAUUCCAUCACCGGCCCAGUUAGAACCAGAGAGCCGAAUCCCUGUUAUUAACUUGGAAGAUGGGACCAGACUAGUGGGAGAGGAUGCACCCAAAAACAAAGAUUUAGUUGAAUGGUUGAAGUUGCAUCCUACAUACACUGUUGAUAUGCCAAGUUAUGUACCAAAGAGCGCAGAUAUGUUGUUCUCCCCCUUUCAAAAGCCUAAGCAGAAGCGUCAUCGCUGUCGGAAUCCAAACAAAUUGGAUAUUAACACUUUAACGGGAGAUGAAAGAGUGCCUGUUGUGAACAAAAGGAAUGGAAAAAAGAUGGGAGGGGCCAUGGCACCUCCAAUGAGGGACCUUCCAAGGUGGUUGGAAGAAAACCCAGAGUUUGCAGUUGCUCCGGAUUGGACAGACAUAGUUAAACAAUCUGGUUUUGUUCCAGAAUCUAUGUUUGAUCGUCUUCUCACUGGACCUGUAGUGAGGGAAGAGGGAGCUAGCCGGAGAGGAAGAAGGCCAAAAAGUGAAAUUGCCAAAGCAGCUGCGGCAGCUGCUGCUGCUGCGGCUUCCACAUCUGGAAUCAACCCACUUCUGAUGAAUAGUUUAUUUGCUGGAAUGGAUCUUGCAAGCCUUCAGAAUCUUCAGAAUUUGCAAUCUCUCCAGCUUGCUGGUCUCAUGGGGUUCCCUCCUGGUCUUGCUGCCGGAGGGGAUUCUAAAAAUCCCGCUGCCAUGUUGCCUUUAAUGCUCCCAGGCAUGGCUGGAUUGCCCAACAUGUUCGGGCUUGGUGGACUUUUAAAUAACCCAUUGGCAACUAGCAGUGGAAAUUCCACUACAGCUCCCAGUCAAGGAGAAACUGAAGGUGGCACUUCAGAUGAGAAGAAGACUGAAACUGAAGAGGAUGCUAAUGACUCUGAGAAAACUACAAACACUGUUUCUGCUACUGACUCUGGAUCUGUUGGUGCUGCUACUACCACAGCUGGAUUGUCCACAAAUCCUCUGGCAUUCAGUCCUUUCCUACUGUCCACUAUGGCUCCAGGCCUGUUCUACCCAUCUAUGUUCCUACCUCCAGGGCUAGGAGGAUUGACACUGCCUGGUUUCCCAUCACUAGCUGGACUUCAGACUGCUGUGAGCUCUAGUGAAGAAAAGACUACCGACAAAUCGGAUGUUGAGCAUCAGGAAGCUAGCGAUGCCGAGGAGAGUCUGGACAAAACCGCAGAUUCAUCCGUUUUGGAAGAUGAAAUAGCACACGGAGAAGAACUGGACUCACCUGCUGAGGGGGAUGAUGUAGACAACAAUGAAAAUGAUGAAUAAUGAUCUCAGUUACAGUUAAAGUGUUCUAAACUUUUGACAAGUGGUAGUCCUACUGUUUACACUCACAGUAAAUGUCCAUACCUAGUUUUUAUAAGCUGUUCUGUAAAAUAGUGUAGCAAAAAAAAAAAAAAGUCCAAGUCAUGUCACACGUACGUGUCAAAAAGGUAUUUUGGUCAUUAAGUAUUGUGCAGUGCAUUAUUUAUUAUUCCUGGAGCGAGAUGAAGAUUCAAAGACAAAUAUUGUGUUUUGUUUUGUUUUUGGUUUUUUUUUUCAAGGAAAUUUACAUAAUGCUCUGCUAGUGUUCUUUAAUUUUAUUUUACUUAUUUUUUUUUUUGUUAUUUUACCAUUGGUAUUAUGAAAGCAGCGUGUUUUUGUUUUGUAAUCAUGGUGCAAAUAGAAGGAAAAGCUGCUUAAGGAAUUAUGAAGUUAUUUAUCUUUUUUUUUUUUUUCCUUUGCUGUGAAGGUCAAGAUGAAUUUUUACAAAUACAUAUCAUAACUACAUGUUUUGUUUUUUUGACUGUAUAUGGGGGUUUCACAAAACGCAAACACUUGCAGACAAUCUCCAUAGUAGAAGAAAAUGUCUCUGUCUUGAGACCCAGCAAUAAAAGGCAGCUUUUGAAUGUGAAGAGAACCUUUUUCAAAACACCCAUACUGCAAAGGUUGUUACAGGACAAUACUACAGUUGAAUCGUCUCAUGAUUUUAUAAUGCACUGGUAUAAGCAUAAAAUUUAAAAUCAGGUACCUUUUUUCCCCUUUUUCUCAUUUUCUUUCUUUCUCUUUCUUUUUUUGUUUUUAUUUUAAAUUAAAGGACUUUGUUACUUUAGCCACAAAGCUAAACAGCAUUACCUCAACUAAACUAGCCUUGAAGUUUACAGACAUGACUUUGUAAAUGUAUUUUUUUUCCUUUUUUUUUUUCUUUUGUGAUGUUUUUUCCUUUUUUUUUCCAGAAACUGCUAUCAUGUAAGAUAAACUGUAAAUUGCUGCCAACCGUAGUAAUGAUGCUUUUAAUAAAAGUGAUCCAUGAGAA
Molecule: messenger RNA, 10662 nt
Organism: Pelobates fuscus (common spadefoot toad)
Lineage: Eukaryota; Metazoa; Chordata; Amphibia; Anura; Pelobatidae
Gene: CHD7
Product: chromodomain helicase DNA binding protein 7
Exons: 39
Coding region: 573-9635 (3020 amino acids)
Molecular function (GO): protein binding; ATP binding; ATP-dependent chromatin remodeler activity
Source: RefSeq, a predicted model, not a curated record